CUAAUGUAUUAUGGAUAGCUGCUGGAAAAAGAUUGCGGAAGACGCAAAUUCGAUACCGAAGAAGUCAUGGCUACACCGAGUCUUCCGUUCCAGCCACGACUCAGCCAAGAUCAAUGCUCUUGCGACACGGUUCAGUGAAUCUAUUGACGCUUUCCUGCUUCGCAGCAGUGUCUCUCAAUGGGUAGUCGUCGAGAAUGCGGCAGUCAAUAUCUCUGCGAUCGCUUCUGCCACAGUUUUACAAGAGCUGCUCCGCUAUGUAGCGAAAGACGUCUACUACGAUAGUAUACGAAGACCGCGUUGCCUAGAUGGUACCUGCGGGGAUGUGCUCCGCUGUAUCGAAGACUGGGCCAGCAGAUCGUUGCAGGGGAUGAGAUCAGGCUACACACCAACAGGUAUCGCACCCAAAGAUAACCUGCCUCUCUCGACUACACAGUCCCGCCCUGUCCUCUGGCUUAAUGGAUUCACAGGCUCAGGGAAAAGCACACUCGCCAGCACUAUUUGCGACAGGUGGAGUGCAGCAGAGAUCCUCGGCGCGACCUUCUUCUGUUCUCGAAAUGCAGCGUCCAGCAAAGACGUUAGAUGCAUUCUUCCAUCCAUUGCGUACCAACUCCAGGCUCGUAUCCCCGCGUUCCAUAAAUCUCUUUCGCAGAUCCUGCAGAGGAACCCAUCCGGUGUUGGGGCGGACGUGAAACGCCAGCUCCAAGAUCUCAUAAUAACUCCUAUUCAAGCCUCCUAUCCCUCUCUACCUCCUCUCGUCGUGGUGAUAGACGCAUUGGACGAGUGUGAAGAUACGCAGGCUGUGUCGGACCUCCUCGAGGCCAUCUUGGAUAAGACGGAGGAAUUCAAGCCUCUUCGUUUUUUCAUCACCAGUCUCCCCGAGCACCAUAUUCAUCGCUGUUUCGCCGACUGCGCUGCCCAAGGUGCCUGGGAGGAGUUCAACCUCAAUGAUAUCUCUGAGCCCGCCGCUCAGCAGGACAUCACACGAUACGUCCGUAGCGAACUUUCGUCGCUGAGGAAACAGUAUCGUCUGCAUGAAAAGGCUUUGCCUCCCGAGAAUGGCGUGGAGAAGGUGGAGGUUUGGCCGCACGAGGACGACGUGGUGCAGUUAGCCCAUCUUGCCGGUCGCUCCUUCAUCUACGCUUUUACUGCCGUAAAAUUCGUUGGAGAUGAUGCCUUCCGCGAUCCAAAGGCGAGGCUGCAGAAACUGACUGCAUCUGAGACCAUGGCCCCUGCGAACGUCCAUCCUUCACAAUCGCUGCUUGAUGAACUCUACCUUAGGAUUCUUGCCUCAGUCUUUCGCAACAUGUCGUCUGAGCUUUCGGCGCGGCUUCGUCUCAUUCUUGGCACGAUCGUGCUCCUCCAGGAACCCCUUUCUGCAGAAGCGCUUGCGCCCCUCAUCGACGUCCACAAAUCCGAUAUCUACAACCAAUGUGUUGCUCCCCUUCGCUCAGUUUUAUCUCUUCCCGAGAUUUCGAACAAAGGCGCGGGAAAUGCGGCCAUUCACAUCAUUCAUCCAACAUUUCCCGACUUUCUCCUGUCGCCUAAGCGGUGUCCGGAUCCAAAUUUUGCCAUUGAUGCGGCAGAACAUCACACUAUGCUGCUGCGCCGUUGCCUGGAGGUAGCCGUCGGUGCUACGGAGGCUGGGGCGAAGUAUCAAUCAAUGUCGCAGCCCAGGCAUACAAGAUAUGCGAUGAGCCACUGGGCUUAUCAUUUUAGGCACGCGCAAGCAUCCGCCAAUUUCCUCGACUUCCCCUUCGAACUCAUAGCCGAUCUGGCCACCAACUUGAAUGGUAUAAAGCCUCGAGAAUUCCUUGAUAGCUUUUCGCCCUGGCGUCCAUCGGAGCGGGAAGUGUACUUAACGUGGAGUCAAGUCCGGCCACUCGACUCGGGCGUGCCACCCCAUAUCGUCCGAUGCAUUCACGAUUUGUGGAGGAUAUAUUUCUCAAUUGAUGGGCUGACCACGACAACCCCAACAGUCCCGAGGACAGUUCGGCUCAAUAGCGUCAUGAGCGAGGCAUAUGCCUCGGAGGGGCUGUGAGCAGGACAGCCAGUGGUUCUGUGGAGGUUGCACGAUAGAGGCUGACACGGAGAGAAAAUCUAGUCAUCGCACCGAAAUCCCAUCCUAGUUUUAAUUCCCACCUUUUUAUUUUUUUAUUUAACUCUUGGUCCAUUCUCAUUUGCAGAGCCCUUCGGCAAAACAUCCAUCACCACCCAGCUAGCGUCACGCCUCACCGUGCGUCAACAGCAGCUCGGAUGGCGCGGUGGCAGAUCAUAACCAUAUUCGGUUCUCGUUAUUCUUCUCCCUUCAUUGCGUCUACUUUACUUGCCCUUCUUCCUGCAGCAUCGUUCUUGCUGUCCCCGCUACCACCAUUCUCAAGUUUGGUUCGCUCUGCGCGUACGUAGACGGUGGAUGGAGAUGAGACCCACGAGACAAGACAUAAGCGGACACCGCCAAGCCGGCGGUGGCCUCUGCGACCUGAGGGCGGCACGAACACGCACGCAAAUUAUACCACUGCUGGUGGCGAGUGUAUCAAGACAUUACCUGUCGAACGGCGCACCUUCCCCGAAGCCCAUGCUUAUCUAUCCUUCUCUUCCCAAGCAGGAUCACUCCUUUUUAUCUUUUUCUUUUUCUUUACACACGUAUUGUCUUGAUUUUAUCGACGUUUGCUCUUCUUCAUGCCCAUGUUUUAACAUGUCCGACCUUCCGCUCUGAGCUCUCUCCUCUGAACUUUCGAUGGCCCUCUGGCUGAGAGAACAGCAGAGGAUAGCACUGGCUCUAAUGUACUAUAAACGCGACCUCCCGCUAUUGAACAGAGCGAAUUUUCCCUU
Phanerochaete carnosa HHB-10118-sp is the source of this 2829-nucleotide messenger RNA. RefSeq lists its product as uncharacterized. Bases 11 to 2038 code for a protein of 675 amino acids. Lineage: Eukaryota; Fungi; Basidiomycota; Agaricomycetes; Polyporales; Phanerochaetaceae. The transcript has 5 exons. The record is from RefSeq and is a predicted model, not a curated record.